Molecule: messenger RNA, 1609 nt
Organism: Pisolithus orientalis
Lineage: Eukaryota; Fungi; Basidiomycota; Agaricomycetes; Boletales; Pisolithaceae
Exons: 4
Coding region: 203-1468 (421 amino acids)
Molecular function (GO): protein binding
Source: RefSeq, a predicted model, not a curated record
CAUCCGAGCUCUUAUCUUCCCCAGUUUGGGUUGUCGUUCACUGCAUUGUCACUGCUGAUCCGAUUGGAGCUGGGACUGUGAGACACGCCUGUAACAUGAUACUAAUAGCCCUGCAGGAACGGACUCGCUGCUAGAAAACCCCUCAGCUUCGAAGCCUUUUCGCAGGCCAUUACCAUCCUCUUGGCUUCUCAGGCUCUUAGUUAUGCCAGUGAACAGUAGCUACUACCCACUGCCGAACGGCGCCAAUGGACAUCCUCCUAGAAGCCCUCCACCAUUCAACCGGUCUUUCAAACUGAGUCACUUCCCCCAGUCGUCAGUUGGGGACGAGCAGUCCAGUUCGACGCUUAACCCUGGAGUUGUCAUGGACGGGGGAACUAUGGUCAGCGAGCCGACCCGGCACCCAGAUCUUUGGUUCUGCGAUGGAUCGAUUGUUCUCAGGGCAGAGAAUACUCUCUUCCGCGUCCACAAGUCACUCCUUGCACGUCACUCUGGUUUCUUCCACGAUCUAUUUACUCUCCCACAACUGGUCGCCAAGGAUCCCUCGUCGCCGCGUGCAAUUGCUACGCCCAACGUCGAUCAUGCCGGGGACAUAGAGGGUUGCCAAGUGCUUGCUUUGCAUGAUGCCGCAGAAGACGUCGCGAAUCUACUUACAGCACUCGUUGACGGACCAAAUUUCGGACAAAACGACCCUGCCGAUUUUGAGCUCGUGUCUGGUAUCUUACGACUCUCUACGAAAUAUCUGGUGGACUCUUUACGAGAAAAGGCACUCGACCACCUCGCGGUGGCUUGGCCGACUACACUCAAGGGCUGGGAUGCCCGCGAAGAUAUUGCCCGGGCCCAGGAACUCCGGGAUGGGUCUGCGGCGGUUAGGAUAUAUCCAUCCCCGAUCGCUGUGAUCGACCUGGCCCGAGAAGUCAACGCGCCUACUCUACUCCCGUCCGCGUUCUACGACCUUUCCAGAUAUCACUUUACGCAGAUUUUUGAUUACGGAGAGUCCUUUGACGAGUCCGCAUGGCGGUGUCCAUUGUCAACUGCAGACAUGCAGCGACUCGCGUUAGGGAAAGAGGCGUCACAGCAUGCCGUCACCACGCUCAUCAGGUCCAUGAGUUCCCUCUCCCACUCACUUCAUGGCCACCCUCUUGGUUAUCACUCACACACGCACAACCACGUGCACCGUACAUGUAAACGCGAUUUCGCGGAACUAGUGGCUCUCGCGACACAACAUUAUCUUUUUGAUCACGAACGUGGAUGUAUGGAUCCUUUGUAUGUUGCAGAGGAGCUUGGACAGCCGUUGUAUGAUUUGGGACAGCCGAUAGCGACGGACGAUUAUGGCCGUUUUGGGGGCUCGCGGCGGGGGAUCGAGCAGGCUGAGUGUCAAGCAUGUGCACGAGCCCUAGAGUUGUGGGCAGCGAGGGAGAGGGAACGGAUGUGGAAGAUGAUUCCAUUAUGGUUCCGUCUAGACAUCUGAGUUGCUGGUCUGGCACGGGUUGCCAUGUAAUUGUAGAUACCCCGUACCGCUGCAGUAUUUCAUAUUUGUAUAAGCAAUGUGUAGAACAUAAUAUUCACGUCGACUUACUGCAAUCGCACUAGUGCCCUGGGACGCGAGAGC